Brugia malayi is the source of this 651-nucleotide messenger RNA. RefSeq lists its product as uncharacterized. The record is from RefSeq and is a predicted model, not a curated record. Lineage: Eukaryota; Metazoa; Nematoda; Chromadorea; Rhabditida; Onchocercidae. Bases 1 to 651 code for a protein of 216 amino acids. The transcript is spliced from 4 exons.
AUGUAUUGCAAAUAUCAAGAAUCGGAAUUGACAGAAAUGGACAAUUCAGUCAAAGCACUACAAUUGGACGAGAAUCUUGAUAAUAGUCCAAGGAUUUCGAGCCGUAAAUCUAUAAAGAAACAUGAUGAACUGUUGAAAUCAAGUGGAGAAAUAUUGCGUAAACUGAAUGAAGUUCGACAGACCAAAGCAUAUGAAAUGAUGAAGUACGAAACGAUAGCACGUAUGAAUGCUUCAAGUGUUACUGCUUAUCUGCGACAACAACGUUUGAAACCAAAUCAAGUGCCACUGUCAGAGACGGAAGCAAUCCUUCAAAAACAUCAUGAAGAAAUGAAAAACCACGCUGCUAUUAUCAUUCAACAAUUUUUUCGAAGAAUAACUCGUAGGAAACAAAUCGAUCGAAUCUUUUGCACCUGGAAAUGGAUAUCACUACCGAAACGGGUGCAAUACAUUGAAGCUAUAGCGGAACGUAUGGCAGGUGGUACCGUACCACGUAGGAUCGAUUAUUCGAUCAUCAAAAACAAGCUUGUUGAACACAAGAGAACAAUGUAUAGAAAUGUCGACAAUUAUGUUCGACGUGAACAAUUGAUUAAGCAUUUUGCUAAUGAUUUAGCAUUACUCAACGGUUGGUGCAUUAAAAUUGACAACUUGUAA